This is a messenger RNA of Neoarthrinium moseri, 1269 nucleotides long. RefSeq lists its product as uncharacterized. Gene Ontology annotation, molecular function: metallocarboxypeptidase activity; zinc ion binding. Lineage: Eukaryota; Fungi; Ascomycota; Sordariomycetes; Amphisphaeriales; Apiosporaceae. The record is from RefSeq and is a predicted model, not a curated record. The transcript is spliced from 4 exons. Gene Ontology annotation, biological process: proteolysis. The coding region runs from base 1 to 1269 and encodes 422 amino acids.
AUGAAGUACCUCAACAUCGCUCUCUCAGCGGCGUCGCUGGCCUCUGCUGUCGUCCUCCCCGAGGCGGACGCCGGCAAGGUCAACUACGACGGUUACAAGCUGGUCCAUGUGGAAACCUCCGAUGACGGAAGGUCAUCCAUUUUCAGCACCGCUUCAACCCUUGCCGAUACCAUCACCCUCCAAGGCUGCGACCAUGGCGAGCACGUGGACUUUGCUGUUCCUGCACACGAGUUUGACGCUUUCAACGCCCUUGGCUUGAACGCAACCGUGGUUGAGGAGGAUCUUGGCGCCGCCAUCGCCGCUGAAGGCCCCCUCGUGCCAUUUGAAGCCCCCGAAGCUGCUGCCCUACCUUCGGCUACGUGGUUCAACGCCUACCACUCUUACGCGGACCACUUGUCUUUCUUGAAGAGCGUGCAGGCUGCCUUCCCGUCAAACUCGGAGAUCUUCACCGUUGGCCAGACUUAUGAGAAGCGAGACAUCACGGGUAUCCACCUCUGGGGAUCAGGUGGCAAGGACUCAAAGCCCGUUGUCUACUACCAUGCCACGGUCCACGCUCGCGAGUGGAUUGCCACCAUGGUUGCGGAGUACCUCCUCUACCAGCUGGUGUCUGGCUACAGCAAUGGCACCACCAGCACCUUCCUCGACAACUUUGACUUCUACAUCAUCCCCGUUGUGAACCCGGACGGAUUUGUCUACAGCCAGCAGAGCACCCGUCUUUGGCGCAAGAACCGACAGGUCCGCUCUGGUAUUUCAGCAGUGGGCACUGACAUCAACCGCAACUGGCCCAACCAUUGGGACACUCCCGGUGGCGCAUCGACGACCCCUUCUGCUGAGGACUACAAGGGUGAAGCCGCAUGCGACACUCCCGAGUGCAAGGUUCUCACCACAUUCUCUAACAAGAUUGCGGCAAAGAACGGCAUUCGCUGGUACAUCGAUUUCCACAGCUAUGCUAAGGACAUUCUCCUGCCGUAUGGCUACAGUUGUAGUGCGCGGGUUGCGAACCUUGCAGCACAGCAGAGUUUGGCGAACAGCAUGAAGACGACCAUUGCCCAGGCCUACGGCACGCAAUUCACUGCCGGCCCCAUCUGCAGUACGAUCUACCAGGCGACUGGAGGAUCGACGGACUACUUGACAGACACUACGAAAGUCACUUACGCUUGGGCUAUCGAGCUCCGUGGCACGUCUUUCGUCCUGCCCGCGGACCAGAUUGUGCCCAGUGGCAUUGAGAUCUGGAACGGCGUGAAGGCAAUCCUCCCCAAGCUGGUGUAA